CAGCGCAGAGCUCGGGCGCCGCGUCCUCCCUCCGCAGCAGCCGAGCCGGACCUGCCUCCCCGGGCGUGCUCCGCCGGCCCCGCCGCCGGCCCGCAGCGACAGACAGGCGCUCCCCGCAGCUCCGCACGGGACCCAGGCCGCCGGACCCCAGAGCCGGACCACCCUCCGUCCGCCCCGAGGAGUUUGCCGCCUGCCGGAGCACCUGCGCACAGAUGGAGCUGGACCACCGGACCAGCGGCGGGCUCCACGCCUACCCCGGGCCGCGGGGCGGGCAGGUGGCCAAGCCCAACGUGAUCCUGCAGAUCGGGAAGUGCCGGGCCGAGAUGCUGGAGCACGUGCGGCGGACGCACCGGCACCUGCUGGCCGAGGUGUCCAAGCAGGUGGAGCGCGAGCUGAAGGGGCUGCACCGGUCGGUCGGGAAGCUGGAGAGCAACCUGGACGGCUACGUGCCCACGAGCGACUCGCAGCGCUGGAAGAAGUCCAUCAAGGCCUGCCUGUGCCGCUGCCAGGAGACCAUCGCCAACCUGGAGCGCUGGGUCAAGCGCGAGAUGCACGUGUGGCGCGAGGUGUUCUACCGCCUGGAGCGCUGGGCCGACCGCCUGGAGUCCACGGGCGGCAAGUACCCGGUGGGCAGCGAGUCAGCCCGCCACACCGUUUCCGUGGGCGUGGGGGGUCCCGAGAGCUACUGCCACGAGGCAGACGGCUACGACUACACCGUCAGCCCCUACGCCAUCACCCCGCCCCCAGCCGCUGGCGAGCUGCCCGGGCAGGAGCCCGCCGAGGCCCAGCAGUACCAGCCGUGGGUCCCCGGCGAGGACGGGCAGCCCAGCCCCGGCGUGGACACGCAGAUCUUCGAGGACCCUCGAGAGUUCCUGAGCCACCUAGAGGAGUACUUGCGGCAGGUGGGCGGCUCUGAGGAGUACUGGCUGUCCCAGAUCCAGAAUCACAUGAACGGGCCGGCCAAGAAGUGGUGGGAGUUCAAGCAGGGCUCCGUGAAGAACUGGGUGGAGUUCAAGAAGGAGUUCCUGCAGUACAGCGAGGGCACGCUGUCCCGAGAGGCCAUCCAGCGCGAGCUGGACCUGCCGCAGAAGCAGGGCGAGCCGCUGGACCAGUUCCUGUGGCGCAAGCGGGACCUGUACCAGACGCUCUACGUGGACGCGGACGAGGAGGAGAUCAUCCAGUACGUGGUGGGCACCCUGCAGCCCAAGCUCAAGCGUUUCCUGCGCCACCCCCUGCCCAAGACCCUGGAGCAGCUCAUCCAGAGGGGCAUGGAGGUGCAGGAUGACCUGGAGCAGGCGGCCGAGCCGGCCGGCCCCCACCUCCCGGCGGAGGAUGAGGCGGAGACCCUCACGCCCGCCCCCAACAGCGAGUCCGUGGCCAGUGACCCGACCCAGCCCGAGUAGAGGGCAUCCCGGAGCCCCCAGCCUGCCCACUACAUCCAGCCUGUGGCUUUGCCCACCAGGACUUUUGAGCUGGGGCUGACUCCUGCAGGGGAAGCCCUGGUCCAGCUGGGUGCCCCCUCGAGCUCCGGGCGGACUUGCACACACUCGUGUCAUCCAGAUGUGAGCACCGCACCCAGCGGCAAAGAGCCCUCCCCCCUGCAGGGCUCCACCCAUCACCCUCCCUCCGUCUGUCUUUCCGGCCUGGACCCCACCCUCCACACUCUCAGGCCAUCACAGAACACCCCAGCUUCCUCAUUCUGCUACAACGCCCAGGCCCUCUGGACAUCCAGAAAACCAAGUGUCCGGAUGGCAGGGGCCAGCGGCCACCAAGCUCAUGGGACACCCAGAGCAGAAGCUAGGGCAGAGCCAAUGCUGAGGGAGCCUCGACUUCCGGCGCCGCCGCCCUCUCCCGGCAUCCGCAGAGCCAGCUGACGCCCUCCCUGCCUCCCAGGGCAGCUGGCCAGCCUCGGGCAGCGCGGCCCCCUCCUCCCAGGGGAGAGUAGAAGUCACACACGCAGCAGAGCAGACCUGAUGUCCCGGUGCUUCCUGGCCCCUCAGCUCCAGUGAUUCACGCCCGCCUGGAGGAGAAUCAGAGCUCAGCUCAUGACUCACCCGUGGCAGGCGGAGGGUCCCAGAGGGGCUGAGUCCUCAAAUCCGGCUGAGGCAGCAGCUGGCACCAUCAGAGCCAGGAGAGUGACAACAGGUCUCAAGGUUCCCACAAAGUCUUUGCUGCUGUGCUGGGCACCACCCACCCCUCACCUUGCAGGCUGCCUGCGUGGGAGGCGAAGUCCCAGGACAGCCCAGAGGGGGGCUACAGAGAGAAGUCGGCUGCAGCAGAGGGCAGGAGCCCCAGCUUAGCCCUGAGCGCCAGCGCGAGGGCCAGGCCCUGCCCCUAAGCCCGCCCCGCUGGCCGCCAGCUGCCCGUCCCCAGAGCCACUGCAGCAGGAGUCGGGCCCUGCCUCCCUCCCAGCAGGGAAACCCCGCCCGCUGCCAGGCCAUCCUCUCUGCCAGAGGCUUUCAUGAGCCCCAAGGCUGGGGCCACAGCUCCUACCCCUGCCCAGCAGCCCUGAGCUCAGCUGCAGGAAGGACAUCCCAGAAGCCAUGUCUCCUGGGGCGCUUCCAGGCAUUCUGCCCUGCCCCGACACCAGAACCCUGGUGCUGGUGGGCCACUAGCGUCUGCAGCCUAAGCAGGUGCUGGCUCAGGGUUCAUCGUUCUGCCUUGUCCACUGGGCGACCAGCCCUGCAGACCACUCUGACAAGUCUUCAGCCCACACCCUGCCAGCCCCACAGAUUUUAUUUUUGCACAUAAGCCAUAACCAAUCCUCAAGGCUGGCACAGGCUUUGGGGAAGCCCUGGAGCCUGUGAAGACCCUGGAAACCUCAUGAGGCUGUGGCCAACCCCUGCCCCUUGCCCCACACAGACCAGGCCUUAAAUGUCGGUCCAGGCCCUGUGCACCUUACCCCAAAGACAGACUCUUUUUGUAAGAUUUUGUUAAUAAAACACUGAAACUUC
Molecule: messenger RNA, 2954 nt
Organism: Pan troglodytes (chimpanzee)
Lineage: Eukaryota; Metazoa; Chordata; Mammalia; Primates; Hominidae
Gene: ARC
Product: activity regulated cytoskeleton associated protein
Exons: 3
Coding region: 213-1403 (396 amino acids)
Biological process (GO): positive regulation of AMPA receptor activity; regulation of neuronal synaptic plasticity; regulation of long-term synaptic potentiation
Cellular component (GO): cytoplasm; plasma membrane; actin cytoskeleton
Molecular function (GO): mRNA binding
Source: RefSeq, a predicted model, not a curated record